CAGUGAGAUAGGCUACCACGACUGGGCUCUCAGGUUCGGGUCUUGCGGAGGCGGGGUUCCCAUAUCCCUUCCUAGCAAUUUCCUAUGCCCUAGCAAUUUCCUAUUUCCUGGCUUCUCCUAAAGCACCUGCUAUCGCAGCAUUUAUUUGGAGGAUGCCAAGGCCAAGAUCUUUCCUCCCUGAAAUGUGUUAGCUGAUGUGUGCUUUCUGUGUUUUGUCAUCUUUUUUUUUUCUUUUUGUUUUUGGACAGGUUACAUUGAUUUAGCCUGAUAAAGAUAUCUGGAGACCAUGACCAAGAAAAGAAUUGCUGUGAUUGGGGGAGGUGUGAGUGGCCUCUCCUCUAUCAAGUGCUGCCUGGAAGAAGGCUUGGAGCCACUCUGCUUUGAAAGGACUGAUGACAUUGGAGGGCUCUGGAGGUUCCAGGAAAAUCCUGAAGAAGGAAGGGCCAGUAUUUACAAAUCAGUGAUCAUCAACACAUCUAAGGAGAUGAUGUGCUUCAGUGACUAUCCCAUCCCAGAUCAUUAUCCUAACUUCAUGCACAACUCCCAAGUCCUCGAGUAUUUCAAGAUGUAUGCCAAAGAAUUUGAUCUUCUAAAGUAUAUUCGAUUUAAGACCACUGUGUGCAGUGUGAAGAAGCGGCCUGAUUUCUCCACUUCAGGCCAAUGGGAGGUAGUCACAGAAUCUGAAGGGAAAAAGGAGGUAAACGUCUUUGAUGGAGUCAUGGUUUGCACUGGCCAUCAUACCAAUGCUCACUUACCCUUGGAAAGCUUUCCUGGAAUUGAGAAGUUCAAAGGACAGUACUUCCACAGCCGAGACUAUAAGAAUCCAGAUAUUUUCACUGGAAAGAGAGUCAUUAUAAUUGGCAUUGGGAAUUCGGGAGGGGAUCUGGCUGUGGAAAUUUGCCACACAGCCAAGCAGGUUUUCCUCAGUACCAGGAGAGGGGCUUGGAUCCUGAAUCGCGUAGCAGACUUUGGAUAUCCUUUUGAUGUGUUAUUCUCUUCUCGAUAUAAAUACUUUCUUUCGAAGAUUUGUGGUCGAUCAUUAGUCAACAGUUUUUUAGAGAAAAAGUUGAACCAAAGGUUUGACCACGAAAUGUUUGGCCUAAAGCCAAAACACAGACCUCUGAGUCAACAUCCAACAGUGAAUGAUGACCUGCCAAAUCGUAUAAUCUCUGGCUUGGUAAAGGUGAAAGGAAACGUGACAGAAUUCACAGAAACAGCUGCCAUAUUUGAAGAUGGCUCCAGGGAGAACAACAUUGAUGCUGUUAUCUUUGCCACAGGCUAUACUUUUGCCUUCCCUUUCCUUGAAGAUUCUGUCCAAGUAGUCAAAAACAAGAUAUCCCUAUAUAAAAAGGUCUUCCCUCCUAACCUGGAAAAGCCUACUCUUGCAAUCAUAGGCUUGAUCCAGCCCUUGGGUGCCAUUAUGCCCAUUUCAGAGCUGCAAGGACGCUGGGUCACUCAAGUAUUUAAAGGGCUAAAGACAUUGCCCUCACAAAGUGAAAUGAAUGCAGAAAUAGCUAAGGCUCAAGAGGAAAUUUCAAAAAGGUAUGUGGAGAGCCAACGUCAUACUAUUCAGGGAGACUAUAUAGAUACCAUGGAAGAGCUUGCUGAUCUGGUGGGCGUCAGGCCCAAUCUGCUGUCUCUGGCCUUCACUGACCCCAAAUUGGCAAUACAGCUAUUUUGGGGACCCUGCACUCCAAUCCACUAUCGUCUUCAAGGCCCUGGAAAAUGGGAUGGAGCCCGAAAAGCUAUUCUCACCACAGAAGAUCGUAUCAGGAAGCCAAUGAUGACUAGAGUAAUUGAAAGCAGAAAUUCCAUGACUUCCACAAUAACAAUGGCCAGGUUUAUGCUGGCUAUUGUUUUCUUUGCUAUAAUUAUGACCUACUAUUAGCUGUCCCAUUUGUCAUUGCCCUAGUUUUCUCUGGAAAACUAGAUCUACAGAUGCCUUAAGAAUCUGAUGCGAUUGAACAACUCUCAGCUUCACAUUGCCCAGGUAUCCCCUUUUAUUUCUUUUGCCAAAGCAUUAAUCCUCUGUCCUCAUUUCCCUACAGUGAGAUUCUAGUUUUUCAUUCAUAUUGAUUUCCCUUCUUUCCUUUUACGACCCGCCACUUUUUCCUUUUAGUAACCCCU
Molecule: messenger RNA, 2127 nt
Organism: Lutra lutra (Eurasian river otter)
Lineage: Eukaryota; Metazoa; Chordata; Mammalia; Carnivora; Mustelidae
Gene: FMO5
Product: flavin containing dimethylaniline monoxygenase 5
Exons: 8
Coding region: 287-1888 (533 amino acids)
Molecular function (GO): flavin adenine dinucleotide binding; N,N-dimethylaniline monooxygenase activity; NADP binding
Source: RefSeq, a predicted model, not a curated record